AGGCGGCUAGGGUUGAAGUGGCGUUCCCCAGGUAAAAAGCGUCCAAUAUUUCAAACAGAAUUGAGCGCCACAAGCAUCUUUGUCAGUUUAGAGACGGAAUGAAAUUCGCUGUGAAGGCAUGGAGCAACGGCAAGGCGCGCACUGGAUUUCUGCAGCUCGGAAACUGCCCUGCCGCCAUUGACACUCCGGCGUUGCUUCUCUCUACUAGCAAAGGACUUCCUAAUUUCAUCUCUCCUGAUCUUCUUCCCUCUCUCCCUUCCCCUGAUUCUCACAUCCUCCAAUUCAGUCCUCUUCACUUCUUGGAAGGCCCUUCAUCGAAAACAAUAUCAAGUAUUGGAGGGCUCCAGCAUUUACUUGGUUUGCAUGAAUAUGGAUUUGCUGCUGUAGCGAGAGAUUCUGUUCAGUGCCUUCCACAAUGUGAUGCUACAAAUAAAUUUGGAGCAUCUUUUGAGACAACUUGUGGUCGUCGUUUGAUUAGACCCGUUGAGUACAUUGAAAUGAUUUCAUCCAUGAAACCAGACAUUUGGGCAUCCUUGGCUGAUGAAGUGCCAUCAUGGGUUUCAGAUAAAAGGAAUAAAACAUCAGUGGAUCGAACAGUUAAAUGGCUGGAUGAAUGCAUCACAUUGAACUCAACAGGUGGGGCUGUUUUUGGAGCUAUUGUUGGAGGCAAUGAUCUUGAAGAACGCCAAAGAUGUGCUGUGGAGGUUGUUAAGCGUAAUGUAUCAGGUUACUGGAUUGGAGGUUUUGGGUUUGGAGAAAGCAUGGAUGAGCGUCCUUCCCUUCUUGAUGCUGUUACGGAUGUUUUACCAGAGGAAAUGCCGCGUAUGAUCUGUGGGCUCGGACUUCCAGAUAUCUUCAAAGCUCUUUGGAAGACCAGCGAUCCAAGGAGAGUCAACAUAUUAAUUUGGAUUAUGGCAUUUGGUCUCCUAAACUACUCAAUAAUGCAAGGAAAAAUCCCCAAUGAGUGCUUGCUGCCUUCGGUGUGCCCUCUAUGCUUAAAAUACGGUGAGGAUUUACUACAUUUAUUUGUUUUAUGCCCCUAUUACUUCAAUUGCUGGAGAAGCAUUUUCUUUAUUUUAAUGUGGUUUGGGCUUUCGAUGGCUCCGUUGGCAUAAAUAUGGUUUGAGCGCAAUCAACGCAUUUUUAACGACAAGGAGAGGGGAUGGGUGGACACUUUGAACACGACAAAGAGGAAUGCAGCAGCCUAGUGCUCUUUGAAUGUAAAAUUCAAGGAUUUUUCUAUUCAGGAUAUAUGUCUAAACUGGACAGCUUUCAUCCAUCAACCACUUUAAUGGAGGCUAAUCUUAUGCAAUCCACCGAAGACUCAAGACUAGGAUUAUACAUGUUUGGGGGCCUUUGGGAGUUUUAUCUCCCCUGUACUUUUCUUUUGGUAGUUGGGAGCUUUUUUUUGAUGCUGUGUUAUUUUCCCCUGGAUUCUUUCUUUAACCUCUGUUUUGUUUUCUUUGUUUUCCUCUGGCUGUUUGUCUAGUUUAUUUGGUACCUAUAUGUUAUCUUGUUGUUUCUAUGGGAUAUGAUGAUGGUGCUAAGGGGAUGUCAACUUAGUUGACAUGUUUGGGUGCGCCUUCUGAUCCUCUAUUUUUAUGCUUCUCUAUUAUUCUCAUUGUAUAAUUCUCUUGUACUUGAGUUUUAUUAAUAAAGAGAAGCUUAUCUUCGUUUAAAAAAAAAGUGUUUUAGAAUGAUUUUGAACAUGACAAAAGUAAUUUAAUCAAGAUCACUCUUAAACAUAUACUGCAUCAUGGUUCGACUUUUACGUUGGAUUUCUGCGGCAGGCCCGUGAAAGCUUAAAAUAUAUAAUUUAAAUAUUUUAAUGACAGUAAAGUGAUGUUGGUUUAUGGUUUUAGUAGCCUAAAUAUUUGUAGCUGACUUAAGAAGUUUAGGUUUUAAUCAUUUUUGUCAGCCUUAACCGGUCAAAUAGUUUUGGUGUGUCCUCAUCCUAUGAUGAAUUCGAAGGUUUCUAUUUUACGUUUGGUUCUUAUUUCCAUUAAACUUUCCU
Cucumis melo (muskmelon) is the source of this 2014-nucleotide messenger RNA. RefSeq lists its product as uncharacterized. The record is from RefSeq and is a predicted model, not a curated record. Gene Ontology annotation, molecular function: tRNA-guanosine(34) queuine transglycosylase activity. The coding region runs from base 99 to 1115 and encodes 338 amino acids. The transcript has 7 exons. Lineage: Eukaryota; Viridiplantae; Streptophyta; Magnoliopsida; Cucurbitales; Cucurbitaceae.